Branchiostoma belcheri (Belcher's lancelet) is the source of this 1559-nucleotide messenger RNA. Its product is annotated as gastrula zinc finger protein XlCGF57.1-like. Gene Ontology annotation, molecular function: RNA polymerase II transcription regulatory region sequence-specific DNA binding; DNA-binding transcription factor activity, RNA polymerase II-specific. Gene Ontology annotation, biological process: regulation of transcription by RNA polymerase II. Gene Ontology annotation, cellular component: nucleus. Lineage: Eukaryota; Metazoa; Chordata; Leptocardii; Amphioxiformes; Branchiostomatidae. The transcript is spliced from 2 exons. The coding region runs from base 81 to 1559 and encodes 492 amino acids. The record is from RefSeq and is a predicted model, not a curated record.
CCCGUCGCGCGGUGAGGUUCGAACCGGUAGGACGUCUUCAUUUCAUUUCCGACCAAAUCCACGUAAAAAUUUUCUAUAACAUGGCAGCAGGAAGCAUUGACCUUCAUCAGGACAAGACGACCCUGUCAAGCUGUGACCCCAGCGAAGACAAAAUGGCGGCAACCAGCUUGGAGGCUAAAGAGAAUAUUAUUACACAGCAAAGUUGUUCUCUCUGUGAGUUUUCUACAACAAGCCAACAACAGCUAGAGUCCCAUAUUAUGAUCACUCAUGGAAAGGAUUCUGCAGAACUUUUACCUUACAGGGAAGGUAGCUACAGGAUAGCUUCCCAAACCAGCAGGAACAAAGGCGCAGAAACCAAAACAGGAGAGAAACCUUUACUGACGUGUGGGCAGUGUGGCCACCAGGCAGCUGGCUGGAACAAAAUGGUUACUCACAUGAUAAAGCACGCAGCGGAGAAGUCCCACAAUAAUCAUGAGAAUGGAACAGCUCACAAGGUUACUAGUAACUUGAAUGGGCACACGAAAGCUCGCCAAGAUGAGAAACCAUUCACGUGUGAAGCUUGCGGCUACAGAGCAGAUGGAAAGGUUGACUUAGAAAAACACAAGAAGACUCACUUCGGUGAACUGCCUUUUAUGUGUGGAGAAUGUGGCUUUCGGUCAGAAUUCAAGAGCACAAUGGACAUCCACGUACAAAUUCACACUGGAAACAAGCCCUUUACAUGCGACCAAUGUAGCUAUACGACAACUCAUAAAGAUGACCUUGAUAGGCACAUCAAGACACACAGUAAGAUCAAACCAUGGAGCUUUAACAGCUCCAUGAUCAACGUAAAUGCUCCAUGUGGUCAAUGUGGUCUGAUGGAUUGGACUUUUGCUCACUUUGGCCCAUUUAUGUGUGCUGAAUGUGGCUACAAAACAUCGUGCAAGCUUGGCAUCGACACUCACAUGAAGACUCACACCAUCUGCAAAGACUGUGGCUACGAAACGACGGACAAGUCUGAGAUGGCCGCGCACAAGAAGACAAACUGUACUAAACCGCAUCCGUGUACAGAGUGCGACUUCAGGGCAGCUACAAAGUUUGACCUGGACCGACAUUUUAAAACUCACACAGACGAGAAGAAAUCUUUUCUGUGCCACAUAUGUGGCUUUGUGGCACCGUUCCAGCACAAGCUGACUAGCCACAUGAUAACUCACUCGCAGGACAAACCACUCAAAUGUGAGAAAUGUAACUUCAGAGCAAAAACAAAGUGCAACUUACAAAGACACAUGAAAACUCACAUAGGAGAGAAACCUUUUAAGUGUGAAGAGUGUGACUUCAAGUCAGCUAGGAAUCAUAGCUUGAAAAGACACAUGGGAACUCACAGUCACGCCAGGAACAAGCCAUUUCAGUGUGAACACUGUGACUACAAGUCAGCUAAGAAGUUUACGCUAGAACGUCACGUGUUGACCCACACAGGAGAGAGACCGUAUGCCUGUGGGGAUUGUGACUACAGAGCAACGCAGUCCGGUACCUUAAAGAAGCAUUUGGAAACUCACAAUCACAAAAGGGAAAAAUUGUCCUAA